Messenger RNA from Phaeodactylum tricornutum CCAP 1055/1, 2005 nucleotides. RefSeq lists its product with no specific name. The transcript has a single exon. The record is from RefSeq and is a predicted model, not a curated record. Bases 275 to 2005 code for a protein of 576 amino acids. NCBI's taxonomy places the organism in Eukaryota, Bacillariophyta, Bacillariophyceae, Surirellales, Neidiaceae. Gene Ontology annotation, molecular function: protein binding.
UACGAAGCAACUUGAUUCUUCACAUACGAUGGUAUCUGACCGAUCUGGAUGCACAUGAUCUGUAAAGAAUGGAACAUUCAUAAAAAGGGAGGCCUUUGGUAGACUUGAUUGCUUUCGAGUUUUAUUCACCGUCGAAAGAAAUCUUGCUAUCCUGACCAUCAUCCCCUCUGGAUAUGCAGACUGCAUAGAGUUCCGGAAUUAUCUUACGCAACAACCUUCCUCCGGAGCCAAGCUAGUGUCUUUGCUGCUGUUCACUCGAAUCAUUUUUGACAUCAUGGGAAACGAGGUGUCUUUGCAAUGGUUUCGGGGAGAUGCGAUCAAACUGGAAACGGAGCUCCGAAAGCCUACUUCAGAUACAGAAGACUCAUACCGUUCUUUUGACGAAAAUGAUGACGACGAAGAAGACUCCGAUUAUCCGCGACAAAUAUCUCUCGAUCCUUACCGAUUGAGUCCAAUCAAGGACCACGCUCAAACAUGUUGGGCGGGAUGGAUUUUACCACCAUUGGCACCUCCCUUGCUGCAAAGAUGUAAGUCCUUGCCAAAGAUGGUUCCCGUUCUCUAUUCGGAUGCGAGCCUGGAAAGUAUCGAACCGGUAGACAUGUCGUGGUCGACCAGUUCUUCAAUGUUUCACAAAACGAGUCAGGCUCAAAAUUUUGCAAAAGAGCAUUGCGGUUCUUCCGACGAAACUUCCACUUCCUCGGGAAGUGAAGCAGAAGAGGGAGCGGAGCCUCUACAUCUGCAACUCCAUGACAGCCGAAUUUCAGUCUCUACUGCGUACCCGACACGGUCACCCGCUUUGGACCAAGGCUCCUUUUACGAACGACAUGGUUCUCUGGCCAAAGCUCUACAAUCGUACCAGAGUAGUUUGCAAGAGUUGUCAGAUUUGAGCCUUCUUGCUGGAACUCAUUACCGUGUGGGGGUAGUGCAAUGGAAAAAAGGUGCAUAUGAUGACAGUUUGCACAGUUUCAAACAAUCUCUCGCAACCUACCAUCUAAAGGCUUGCGCCGGAUCAGAUGAAGAUAUUGCACAGGUGUACUUGUCCAUUGGACGGGUCUACGCUUCCAAAGGAAAACAUCGAAAAGCGAAGAAGUCAUUCAAGCUUGCCUUACAAUUGAUAGUGCUGGAUGAAGUGCUUGAUCAUAACUGUGAAGUAAGCAACCGUGUCCAAGUUCUUUACGCAAAGAUUUUGUUGGCUUACGGUUCCAUCUUGGUUGAAGAUUUUGACUACGUGACGGCAACCAACCUCUUUCACGACGCACUCGCGAUUCAGAAGGAAGUGCUGGGUGAUAUGCACGUUGAUGUAGCUUCAACGUUGCUAUCGUUUGGUUCCCUCAAUGAGAAAUUGGAAAAGCUCGAAGACGCCAACACAUGUUACUGGGAAGCUUUUCAGAUUUACCGAUCCGCGGAUUCUUCGGCAGUUGAUAUGGGUGUCACACUGACGAGUAUCGGUUGGAUCUACUAUCAGCAGCACAACCUGGAAAGUGCGAUGCACGCCUACCAGGAUGCUUUGGAUUUACUUCUGCCCAAACUUGGCGACGAUCAUCGAAACGUAGCUUCGGUACGGAUUCAAAUAGGGAUGGUGCAUAUCCAGAAAAAUGAACUGGAUCUGGCCCUGGAGCAGUAUAAGGAAGCUCUCCGAGCUCAACGUAUCGCGCUGGGUGACGAGCACAAAGACGUUGCGAUUACCUUGAGCUUGAUUGGCGCCACAUUGGAGAGCCAAGGUCGCUUCAACAAGGCCAUCGAGUUUGUGGACCGCGCGUUGUGUAUUCGUAAAAAAGAUUUUGGUCCUUCACACUUGCACGUGGGCACAACGUUGGCCCAACUCGGUGAACUGUACAAAAUUGCCGAUAGACCCGAGGCGGCCGCCCAGUGUCUCAGAGACGCAGUGAGUGUGUUUCGUGCCAACCAAGUGGAUGGCAAGAAUCCUUGCCUUGUCCAGUCCAAACGUGCGUUGCGAAACUUACGCCGCAGCCGCCUUCCUGCUGCUCCCAACGAGACUUUGUAG